Molecule: messenger RNA, 2822 nt
Organism: Cajanus cajan (pigeon pea)
Lineage: Eukaryota; Viridiplantae; Streptophyta; Magnoliopsida; Fabales; Fabaceae
Product: cysteine-rich receptor-like protein kinase 19
Biological process (GO): protein phosphorylation; defense response to bacterium
Cellular component (GO): plasma membrane
Molecular function (GO): ATP binding; protein serine/threonine kinase activity
Source: RefSeq, a predicted model, not a curated record
AUGGCUUCUAAUUCCUUCAACCUCGUGUUCCUCUUCAUCUUCCUCAGUUUCAUCAACUCUACAACCACUACCAAGGCACAGGACCCUCCCUCCAUGUACCUAUACUGCGAAGACAACACCACCAACACCACCUACCUAUCAAACCUCAAAACCCUUCUGGCCACACUAGCCAGCAAUGCCGCCGCCGGCACCACCUUCCACAACGACACAGUCGAAAACACCGUCUUCGGCCUCUUCAUGUGCAGGGGCGACAUGGUCCCUCCCCUCUGCGCGCACUGCGUCCAAAACGCCACCACCAAACUCUCCUCCCACCCCGAAUGCUCCCACUCCAAAAAGGGCGUAAUCUGGUACGACGACUGCAUGCUACGCUUCUCCAACGCCACCUUCUUCUCCACAAUCGCCACCGAACCCGCCUUCUUCGGCUUCAACAUCGCCAACGUCUCCACCAACGAAGCCACCUUCAACCGCCUCGUCUCCGCCGCCAUGAAGAAAACCGCCGCGGAAGCCGCCAACUCCGCCCAGGGGAACCUCUACGCGGCGACGCACAAGAGCGUGUCCCAAACCCAGACGCUGUACUGCAUGGCGCAGUGCACGCAGGACCUGGGGCGUGGAGAUUGCGCCACGUGUCUCUCGGACGCGGUGAAGAAGCUUCCUGCAUGCUGCGAAGGAAAGCAAGGAGGGAGAGUUUUGUUUCCAAGCUGCGACGUUAGAUACGAACUCUACCCUUUCUACCGCGACGGCUCGUUGACAGAAGACGGAAUCAUUCCCACAAUCGAGUUUCAUCAGUUUUCAGAAUCAUUACCACAAUCAGGAUACAUCUCUCACAACUGCUCCAACAACCAAAACGGCGUCGUCGACAACACCACCUUCAAUUCAAAUCUCAAAUCCCUCCUCUCUGCCCUAACCUCCAACGCCAGCAACGGCGUUGAGUUCCAAAUGCGCAUGGGAACGCUAUACGGUCUCUUCAUGUGCCGCGGCGACUUGCCACGCGCGGUUUGCGGAGAGUGCGUUAAAAACGCGUCGCAUGCAGUCCUCUCCGCGUGUGGUUUAUCGGAGGAGGGUAUAAUUUGGUACGACUACUGCUUGGUUCGUUACGCGUGUCGGGAUAUUUUGUCGAGAGUGGAGAGGAGUCCGAUGUUUAAGGAUGUGAAGGAGUCGGCGAAGGAUGUAGUGGAGACAGCGAUGAUGGAGUUAACGGUUGCGCUGUCGAAUAAGUUGGCGGAUAUGGCGAACCUGACAGGGGACAGCGGCGAGAGGUACCGGUCGGAGACGCUGAGUUUGAACAAUGAGCAAAAGUUGUACAUUGUGGCUCAGUGCACGAGGGAUUUGUCUAGCAGUGAGUGUGGGGGGUGUUUGAGUGAUAUGAUUGGAACGACGAUUCCUUGGCGUCGUUUGGGGGAUGCUCGUGGAAGGCUUUUGUAUCCAAGCUGUGUUCUCAGGUUUGAACCCUAUGAUUUUUUUUAUAAACUGCCUCUGGCCCCGCCACACCCGCAAAUUAUCACGCACCAUCCAGAAAGAAAAAGUUCGUCACGAACAAUUAUCUUGAUCAUUGUCGUUCCCACCGUUAUCAUUUCAGUGAUAAUGUUCUCUUUUGCCUCCUACUUGAUACGAAGAAAAGCAAAGCAUUGCAAAGCCAUUCUCAAAGAAAAUUUUGGAGAUGAAAGUAAUAUUGUAGAGCCACUGCAAUUUGAUUUGACUAUAAUCAAAGCAGCAACCAAUAAUUUUUCAUAUGAGAACAAGAUUGGUAAGGGUGGAUUCGGAGAAGUUUACAAGGGCUUUCUUAUUGAUGGAAGACAUAUUGCAGUAAAAAAGCUUUCAAGAACUUCUAGACAAGGUGCAGCAGAGUUUAAAAAUGAAGUUUUAUUAAUAGCAAGACUUCAACAUCGAAAUCUCGUGGAAUUCAUUGGAUUUUGCCUAGAUGAGGAAGAAAAAAUACUUAUCUAUGAAUACGUGUCAAACAAGAGUCUGAACUACUUCUUAUUUGAUACUCAUGAGCUGCAAAAAGAAUUCAGUUGGUCUAAGCGUCACAACAUUAUAGGAGGGAUUGCUCGAGGAAUUCUUUAUUUACAUGAAUAUUCUCGACUUAAAGUUAUACAUCGUGAUCUUAAACCUAGUAACAUAUUAUUAGAUGAAAAUAUGAAUCCAAAGAUUUCAGAUUUUGGUCUUGCUAGAAUUGUUGAAAUAGAUCAACAAGAAGGAAAUACAAACAGAAUUAUUGGAACGUAUGGGUAUAUGUCUCCAGAAUAUGCAAUGCUUGGACAAUUUUCUGAGAAAUCGGAUAUUUAUAGUUUUGGAGUUAUGGUUUUAGAGAUUAUUACUGGACAAAAGAAUGCCGGUUCAUAUGAAUUAUACAAUGUUGCUGAUGGUCUUUUAAGUUUGGUUUGGAGACAAUGGAUGGACCAAACACCAUUGAACAUAUUGGACCCAAAGUUGAGAGAAAAUUAUUGCAAAAUGGAAGUCGUUAAAUGCAUUCAGAUUGGUUUAUUAUGUGUUCAAGAAAAUCCAGAUGCGAGACCUACAAUGUUAGAAAUUGUUUCAUAUCUUAGCAAUCACUCGAUUGAAUUGCCAUCUCCACUAAAACCAGCGUUUAUUUUACGUAGUAAAAUGAAUCCAAAAGUAGUUGCACAUGAAUCAAGUUCUAGCCAAUCUGCCAAUAAUUCUAUACCAUUCUCUAUCAAUGAGAUGUCAAUAAGUGAAUUUUAUCCUCGAUAGAAAUUUAUUUUGUAUUUGAAUUUAUCUAGUAAUGUCUUUAAUUUUGUAAUAAAAAUUCACUUGGUACCUUUAUCGAUAGAUAUAAAAUUAUGAAGUAUAUUUUAUUUUAU